Phascolarctos cinereus (koala) is the source of this 2104-nucleotide messenger RNA. It is a transcript of the gene WIF1, whose product is annotated as Wnt inhibitory factor 1. Gene Ontology annotation, cellular component: extracellular region; cell surface. The record is from RefSeq and is a predicted model, not a curated record. Gene Ontology annotation, molecular function: signaling receptor binding. Gene Ontology annotation, biological process: anatomical structure development. NCBI's taxonomy places the organism in Eukaryota, Metazoa, Chordata, Mammalia, Diprotodontia, Phascolarctidae.
AAAGACAGGCUCAGCGGUGCGAGGAGGAGCAGCCGGGGUAGAGUGAGUAGUAGAACGAACGCAGCAAGCAGCGAGCAGCAAGCUCAAGCGGGUGGGACAGAGGCGAGAGUUUCCGUGAGACCAGAGUUUCAGCGAAGUACCAAGAACAAAUCCCGCUGCCCAGCAUGGCCAGGGAAAGCUUCCUCUCUUCUCUACUAGUGCGGCUCUGCAGCAUCCUUCCGUGGCUUUUUGUCUUACAGAGUGAAGCUGGGCCACAGCAAGAAGACAGCUUGUACAUGUGGAUUGAUGCUCACCAAGCAAGAGUCCUCAUAGGUUUCGAAGAGGAUAUUCUGAUUGUUUCAGAGGGGAAAAUGGCCCCAUUCACUCAUGAUUUCAGAAAAGCUCAACAGAGAAUGCCAGUUAUUCCUGUUAAUAUUCAUUCCAUGAAUUUUACCUGGCAAGCCACAGGGAAGGCUGAAUAUUUCUAUGAAUUCUUAUCUUUACGGUCUCUGGAUAAAGGCAUCAUGGAUGACCCCACUGUCAACAUCCCGUUGCUUGGGACAGUUCCCCACAAGGCAUCAGUUGUUCGAGUAGGAUUCCCAUGUCUUGGAAAACAAGACGGAGUGGCAGCAUUUGAAGUGAAUGUGAUCCUAAUGAACUCUGAAGGCGAUAUUAUCCUCCAAACUCCCCAGAAUGCCAUCUUCUUUAAAACAUGCCAGCAAGCUGAAUGCCCAGGCGGGUGCAGAAAUGGAGGCAUCUGUAAUGAAAGACGUGUCUGCAAAUGUACCGAUGGAUUCUAUGGGCCUCACUGUGAGAAAGCACUCUGCACACCACGAUGCAUGAAUGGUGGGCUCUGUGUUACUCCUGGCUUGUGCAUCUGCCCACCUGGAUUCUACGGUGUAAACUGUGAAAAAGCCAAUUGUUCAACAACCUGCUUCAAUGGGGGAACUUGCUUUUACUUAGGAAAGUGUAUUUGCCCACCAGGACUGGAGGGAGACCACUGUGAGAUAAGCAAAUGUCAGCAAGCCUGUAGAAAUGGUGGUAAAUGUAUUGGUAAAAAUAAAUGCAAAUGUUCCAAAGGCUACCAAGGAGAUCUCUGUUCCAAGCCUGUCUGUGAGCCUGGUUGUGGAGCCCACGGGACCUGCCAGGAGCCCAAUAAAUGCCAGUGUAGGGAAGGCUGGCACGGACGACAUUGCAACAAAAGGUAUGGAGCCAGCCUCAUGCAUGCCCUAAAGCCACCAGUUACCAAGCACAGACAGCACACGCCUUUACUUAAAAAGGCAGAAGAGAGGCAUGUUCCACCUGAAUCCAAUUACAUCUGGUGAACCCCUAGCAUCUGAAACGUUUUAAGUUACACCACGUUCAUAGCCUUUGUUAACCUUUCAUGUGUUGAAUGUUAGAAUGUUGUUCAUUACAGGGAAGAAUACUGGCCUGAAUUUUAUUAGCUUCAUUAUAAAUCACCGAGCUGAUUUUCCUUUUAAGUCUUCUACGAGCUUCUUUAGCAUGGUGGCAUAGGUCUUUUUAAUGACAUUUCUGUUAGAAAGUCCAUUGAUCAAGUUAAGCUUAGCUGCAGAUGAUUUUCCAAAACUGAAAAUGCAAUGAUAAGGUAGGUGAUUGUAGCACAUUAUAGAGGGGGUACCCUUGAUUAAAAAAAAAAGAAAGAAAAAACACAAAUCACAGAGAAGGGAUUGGGUAAGGCAAUGAUUGCUAUGACUGGCUACUGUGUUUUGCCCUUAAAAAAAUCUCUUUAUUAUUUAGAUCUACAUCUAAAUAUCAGUUACUUAGAUCUAAAUAUUGGAUAUUUAGAUCUAAACAUUAGACAUUUAAAGCUGUGUUGCUUUUUAGAGAAAAAUGAAUGCAUCCUAAUUUUUUUUUAAUCUCAGCACAAUGUUUUGAUUUUCCUGUUUUUCCUGAAUUCUCAGUAUUAAAAAAAAAGACACUCUUUUCAGUGGCAUUUAUACAAUAUAAUAUAUUGUAUACAGUAAAGUAGAAAUAUAAUGUAUGAACUUUUUUUGCAUCGGCUUGAAGCAAUAUAAUAUAUUGUAAACAAAGCACAAUUCUUGUGUAAUAAACUGUAUACCGACUGAUGUGUAUAAAAUAAAGGUGAGGCUUUAAUUUUCUCAAA